Molecule: messenger RNA, 534 nt
Organism: Solanum verrucosum
Lineage: Eukaryota; Viridiplantae; Streptophyta; Magnoliopsida; Solanales; Solanaceae
Product: B3 domain-containing protein At2g31720-like
Exons: 1
Coding region: 1-534 (177 amino acids)
Molecular function (GO): DNA binding
Source: RefSeq, a predicted model, not a curated record
AUGACUACAAUAAGACUCUUUGGCAAUGACAUCAAAGUCAUAAGGUUAUUCGGAAUACAGAUUUCGCCAUUGAAGAAUAAUAACAUGCAGCUGCAGCGUGUCGAUAGAUUUAUGAAUAUGCCAGAUUCCCCUCCACCAAGUUUGCGUUUGGCUAUUCAGUCUGUCCAAGGGAGUAGAUCGCUUUACAUGGGCUGGAAAUACUUGGAGAACUCCGAUAUCAACAUUAACUUGAGCCGCUUCCUUAUUCCAGCUGAGUGGUGCGCGAAAUUACUCAAUCACAUGACUGAGUCGGAGAGCCAAAAGAUACAAAGUGAAGAUGAUAGAGGUAUUAACGUGAGUGUAAUGGAUCCAAGGGGUGAUUCACACGACAUGAAGUUUACUGAAUGGAAGAGCUUGAAGAGACUUGUGUUUAACAGAGGAUGGAACAAACUUGUGGAAAAUAACCAAUUACAAAAAGGAAAUUUACUUCACCUCUGGCACUUCAGAAAGCCUGAUAAUAGACCUUGUUUUGCUGUAAAUAUCAUUAGGAGCUAG